GAGGGAAUGGAUGGCGGGGAACAAGAGCUUCCACCUGCUGAGGGACCAUCCGUACCAUGGAAUUCCCAUCAUGGGAGGGCUGUGGGGCGCCCGCUGGGACCUCGAGACGCGUAACGUGUCAGAAUUCAGGAAUGAGCUUGCUACAAUUAGAAGCACACUGAUAGAAGAAGCCAGAGGGAAAUUUCACAAGGGUUUUGAUCAACAUAUCUUAGCGAAAGUGUUGUACCCGAAGACGAAAGGUGAUGCGAUGUCCCACGACAGUUACUUCUGCCAGCGCUUCCCAGAUGGCUUCAGACCUUUCCCGAUCCAGCGUGAGAACGGCCAUUUCAUAGGGAAUGUCAUGGAUGUAGAGAUCGACCCUAUGUUUGCUAAUCAACCCUGUCCAGUGGCCUGCCGUCCAAAGGAUCAUCAGGACUGGACCUACUGCUAACCAUCGCCGCUGAAGACCUUAGUUGUAGACGCGGCAGAUAAUGUUAAAUAAUCCGUUACUGCUGACUCAGUCUUUCGUUAGUUGCUGUCGCGACUGGCAAUAGCAACGCGAAUGAAAUUUGUGGCACUUUCUAGCAUCCUAACAAUUGUUUUGUUAGUGGAAAUGAGGGCUAAUAUACCUAAUGUAGAGGAGAGGAAUCAUUGGGCAUUAUAUAUCAUUUAUAGAAAAUAUGUAUGGCAAAUAAAGCACCAGAUUGGAUAACAUACAAAUUCUCAGUGACCAUCUCGAGUCGCUGAUAUGAUCAUUUUUGCUCGCAACCAAUUUUCUUUGUUGCAGAUAUGUGAAUCACAAUAUAAUUAAUGCAACAAAACAAAGCAAGGUCCACCAAUAUUUAAAAAAACAAACAUGAAUAACAAUCAAUUAUUGUGACUUCGGAUU
Molecule: messenger RNA, 868 nt
Organism: Penaeus vannamei (Pacific white shrimp)
Lineage: Eukaryota; Metazoa; Arthropoda; Malacostraca; Decapoda; Penaeidae
Source: RefSeq, a predicted model, not a curated record